Purpureocillium takamizusanense is the source of this 2452-nucleotide messenger RNA. Its product is annotated as Torulene dioxygenase. Lineage: Eukaryota; Fungi; Ascomycota; Sordariomycetes; Hypocreales; Ophiocordycipitaceae. The record is from RefSeq and is a predicted model, not a curated record. Gene Ontology annotation, molecular function: carotenoid dioxygenase activity. Bases 518 to 2239 code for a protein of 573 amino acids. The transcript has 2 exons. Gene Ontology annotation, biological process: carotene catabolic process.
GGCUCGGCUCUAUGUAUCGGUCUUUGCAUCCUCGGCUCGCACACACCAAAGGGUGGCCAGACGCCAGAGUCGUGCGCAAGCCGGUAUCAUCAUGCGGCUGUGGUCAAGCCCGCACUCUCAUCACUGAGUCCCCUGCUAAUACAGUACUGCUCGCCCAAUAUGUGGCGCUGAAUGGGGUGCAUCACCGGUCGAUCCAGGCCAGGUUACCAUGCUGUGGCUGAUUGGCCCCGGAACUUCCCCAUCCCUUCUCUCGCCAACUUUGUGCAACUCCAUCUGAGCACUCCCUAUCGGGAAAUGCCUUUCGAGCUGCCGCGGCACUGGUGCUUUCUGCCAUCAAAGGUGACGGACGAUAUGCCAGAACUGAACUAACGACAUCCAUCCGCUCUGGUAUAAACUUGUCUUUUCCGCCACCAACAGCUCAUCAUCAAGUCGUACAGCAGCGCCCUGCAACCCUCCUGAUUAUCUUGUAGCAGUGUCACAAAACCCGAUCUGUGCCCUUGACCACCCCAGCUCCACCAUGGCCCUAAACGAGUCCGGAGUGAUCCGUCGUCCCAUAGACACGGAAGCGCAAGACAGCAAGCAGCAGCGCCAGAACUUCGAAACGGCUCUUUAUAAGGAGUGGCCCAAUCACGCCGGAUUUGAGCACCUCGACGAGCAUAGAGGCCCCGUGAAACUUCUUGUCAAGGGCAACAUUCCCUCUUUUGCUGCUGGAUCCCUGUACCGGACAGGACCAGGCCAGUCCGCCGUCGAAGACACUGCCCGUGGGACGCAUUAUGUGAGCCACUGGUUCGAUGGUUUCGCCCACACACACAAAUUCGACAUCCUCGCCCCGGAGGAGGAUGGUGGCGAUACCACCGUUAUUUACUCGUCUCGGCGUCAAUCAGAAGAGCAUGUCGCUGCCAUUAAAAAGAUUGGGUGGCGACACAGCACUUCGUUUGGCCAACGAGCAGACCCUUGCGUUGGCAGGUUUGCCAAGUUCAUGAGCUUCUUCAAACCCCACCAUGAGAACAACAGCGUCGUUGUCUUGACCAACGUGCCCGGUUUGCCAGAUAAGCGCCCCGAAAACACAACGACCGGUCACCGUACGGGGACUCGGAAUGUCUAUCUUAGCACGGACAACGACGCGCUGCAAGAGAUUGACCCCGACGCCCUUGAACCCCUUGGGUACACUAAGCAGGUGGCGCUUCACCCGGAUCUCAAAGGCCCGCUUUCGUGCGCUCAUGCCCAGAGAGAUCCCGAGACGGGCGACUAUUUCAACUUCAACAUCGAGGUCGGCCGCAAGACCACGUACCGCGUAUUCCGUGUCAACGCCGCGGUGGGCACCACAGACAUUUUAGCCGCCAUCACAGAGCCCGACUUGGCUCCAGCAUAUAUCCACAGCUUCUUCCUGACAGAGAACUACGUUGUCUUGUGCGUCCCUUCGUCUCACUAUGGAUGGAGUGGGCUGAAAAUUUUGUGGGAGAACAAUUUGCUCGAUGCCUUGAAGCCGUUUGACAAAUCGCGACGGUGCAAGUGGUUCGUGGUAGAUAGGCGGCAUGACAAAGGGGUUGUUGCCCGCUUCUCGACGCCGGCUGGCUUCUUUUUCCACUCCAUCAAUGCUUUCGAAAAAUGUGAGAAGGAUGAGACCGGACAGGAACGCACGGUUCUCAACAUGGACCUCACAAUGUACGAAACGACGGACAUAAUGCUCGGGCUCUACUACGAUGUCAUUCUCGACAGAAAAGACGCGGCAAAGGCCUAUUGGGAGAAGUGGGGUCACCAGAACUUGGCCACUCGGCAUGCCAGGGUCCGGUUCCCGAUGCCGACAUGCCCUCAGACGGAACAUGAAGGGGCUGCCGCCGAGGGAGAGGAGGUCCUUUCGAUUCCGAGCCCCCACUCCGGCGAGCUGUCGACGAUCCACCCGGGCAAGGCUGGGAAACCAUAUCGGUACGUCUACGGGGCAGGGUCGCGUGGGUUGAGUACGUUUAUGGACUCGAUCGUCAAGACGGAUCUGAAAACGCGCGAGGCGGUGUUGUGGAGCGGUCCGCCGGCGCACUCGCCAUGCGAGCCCAUCUUUGUACCACGUCCGGGCGGGGCGAGCGAGGACGACGGCGUCGUAUUGACGGUGGUCCUGGACGGUACGGCGCAGAGGUCGUAUCUACUGUGCUUGGACGCGGCCACGAUGGAAGAGGUUGGCAGAGCCGAAGCCGACUUUGCCAUUGGCAUUGGCUUCCACGGGCACCACGCGUCGGCACUAUAACGCGCCUCUCGACGGCGGCGCUGCGCGAGGUAGCAGUGCCUGUACGGCCCUUGAUUAGGUUGUUGAUAGAUUGAUACCAGGAUCGAGGUUGGAGGGGAAGCAGGUGUGGAAGGGGCCGGUUUUCUGUGCUCUCUUUGCCAGGCAGUCUUGCCAUCUCCUAUAGCUUUUUUGGAGCCCGUGUCAGUUUAAGCUUGCCCUCUGCAAAUAUAAUAC